Molecule: messenger RNA, 1206 nt
Organism: Syngnathus typhle (broad-nosed pipefish)
Lineage: Eukaryota; Metazoa; Chordata; Actinopteri; Syngnathiformes; Syngnathidae
Product: germ cell-specific gene 1-like protein
Exons: 6
Coding region: 1-1206 (401 amino acids)
Cellular component (GO): plasma membrane
Source: RefSeq, a predicted model, not a curated record
AUGUUGGAAAAUAUGUCCCGCCGACAGCGUUCUUUGCUGUCACUGGCGUUGACCUCGUUGGCCCUCAGCUUGUCCGUGUCGGCCUUCUGCACGUCGUACUGGUGCGAGGGGACCCACAAGGUGGUCAAGCCGCUCUGCCUGUCACCCGUCAAGAUGAGAAACUGCGGCCAGAACAACAGCCAGCCCUACACCACAGAGGCCCCGACGCCGGACCCCAGGAACCCGCCGUCCAAUGUGACGCUGACGUGGCUGCAGAAGGAGCAGCUGGCCAUCCUCAGGAGGAAGCAGCUGGCCAACGCUGUCCAUUACAUCUGGGAGACGGGCGAGGACAAGUACAUGCUGCGUUACUUCCACACGGGAUUCUGGCUCUCGUGUGAGAGGCACAACGAAGGGGAGGACCAGGUGGAAAAGUGUCGCAGCUUCAUCGAGCUGACCCCGGGCGAGACUCAAGGUGUGCUGUGGCUGUCGGUGGUCAGCGAAUUUAUGUAUAUCGGCCUGCUGGCCAUGGGCUUCUUGCUCAUGUGGGUGGAGGCCAUCUGCCUGUGCGCCAAGAGGGAGAUGAACGCCCUCAAGAUCAACGCCUUUGCCGCCAUGUGCACCGUGCUGUCAGGCAUGAUGGGCAUGGUGGCACAUAUGAUGUACACCACCGUCUUCCAGAUGACCGUCAGCAUCGGGCCCAAAGACUGGAGGCCCCAGACGUGGGACUAUGGCUGGUCCUUUGCCCUGGCGUGGCUGUCGUUCAGCUGCUGCAUGGCGGCUGCCGUGGCCACGCUCAAUUCUUACACCAAAACCAUCAUCGAGAUGAAGCACCGCGCCCGCGUACGCUUGGAAGAGGUUCGCGCCGCCGCCCGCGCCCCAUCCUACGAGGAGGUGCUCCGCGCAGGGGGCGGUCUCUAUUCAGUCAGCCAGCUGAUCCAGCUGGGCCAGCGGGGGGCGCUCCUGGACCCACUGUGGCCGCGGGGGGCAAGCCCCGCUGUGGGACCGCUGGCCUGCGGGGCCGGCGGGGCGCUGGUGGGGAUGGGAGUGGCGGGGAUGGGGGUAGUGGGCGUGAGUGGGGGCCCGACGGCGUCGGAGGCGCAGCCGGCCGAUCCCGUGGGCGGCGUCCUGGUAUUGGAGGGGUGCGGCGUGGACGGAUGCGAGGACUGCGAAAGGGAGCUGGACCAGAUGGACUACCUGCACGAGGACAAGGACGACUCGCUCUGCUGA